CAUCUUUUGCUCCAUCGUAAACAUAAACGCAAUUUAUGUACUGUCUCCGAUCUCUCUUAUUCGGUUCAUCUCAGUAUUAUUACGUCUGCUGCACUAGAAGGAACACUGGACCGCCGGGAAUGACUGCGUAUAAAACGUUUUUCCUUUCUGCAGUAUUCGUCGUCUACAAUUUCUACAGAGUUAUUGGUUCCGGAAAUGAUGAUUUCGUGGAUGCCUGCUUCGAGAAGGAAGGCGACAAACCGUCGAGAUGUGAGUACAUUGAUUUCGACGAUGUAUUCGAAAGUUCCGAUAUUAACUUCAACUGGAGUUACAUCACCAAGCUGACGAUUAGCAAUAAGCGGAUUGUUGGGAUUCCUACCAGAAUGUUCGAAUCGCUGCCUAAUUUGGAAAGCUUCGUGGUGGUGAACAGCUUGUUCUAUCGCGAGAUCGAUCCCAACAGUUUUCUCGAUUGCCACAAGUUGGAACACGUUGAAAUAACGGGCACGAACAUUAGCUUCCUGGAUACUCAUCUGUUUCCGAAAACGCCAAACUUGAAUCACCUUCUCCUGCAUCACAACCACAUAGAUGUCAUCAGACAUGACGCAUUCGAAUUUCUUGAGAAAUUGGAGGAACUCAACUUGUCGUAUAAUAAUCUGACAUCGUUACCGAGUGGUGUGUUCCAUAAGCUUAAGAAUUUGAAAACGUUAGAUCUAAACCACAACCGUCUGAUCCUGUUGAGUUUCGAUAGCUGGUUCCCAUCGGACGGGAUCCACUCACUUACAUAUCUGGAUGCAUCAUACAAUCAGCUCGUUCAGCUAGCGUGGAGUGAGAUCGCGGUGAAGAAGGUCAACUUGAAGUACAACAACUUAACGAGCAUUCACAUCAGCGGCAGUUGCGCGGAACUGCAUGCUUCGUACAACACAAUCGAAUCUAUAACGGUUGGCAGCAAUUGCUCAAUUGAAAAAUUAUACCUCGCACACAAUCAUAUCACCGGAUUCGGUGAUAUUAGGAAGUGUGCAGAAACGCUGCGUUCUCUCGACAUUUCCUUCAACAUCUUACAAAAUCGUUUUGAUUUUCUCGGUAUGAAGCAGUUAACGGUACUGAACGUCGAAUGCACCAAUCUUACUUUGGAGUACACAACGUUGCAUGAUUUGCGGAAGCUACGCUUCCUGGACGUGUCCUACAACAAUCUGAAGAAGAUCGAUUUCGAAAAUCUCACCUCGCAACGUUUGUUGGAGCGACUUAUGAUUAGUGGCAACCCAAUUGCGAACAUGUCAAUCGAAUCGUUCAAGCGAAAUUUUCCGAACCUGAAAAUCUUGGGAAUCUACGACUUACCGUGGAAUGAAUCGUCCCUAUCGGUUGCUAUUGAGGACUUGAAGAAACACGAUAUUAAGCCUUACAUCAAAAAUGACUAUUUGUUCGAGGAAUCAAUGUGUCCGUUCAGGGUGACACGUAAUUUCACCACCAGUGGAGAUGAUAUCGGUGAAUCCUCGGAGGCGACGUCCGGCUCUAGUGGUGAUAAAACGGUGGAAUAUGUUGUAAUUGUGCUUUUGAUAGUGGUGAUCUGUGGACUGGCCUUUAAAGUGUUUUUUGAUAGCCGCUACUAUCGGGAUUUCUUCAAGAAUCGUGUUCAUAGAUCUUCGAUUUCCAACGAAAGUUUAGUGAGUUGUGAUUUGAAUGGGUAAAAGGGAGGAAGAAAUGCAAUGAAACAUAGGGAAAACAUAGAAAUACUUACGAUAUUUGUAAAUCUUCAGAAUCAUAAUGCGCAAAUAAAUGGAAAACAUUUACAGUUCAA
Molecule: messenger RNA, 1774 nt
Organism: Toxorhynchites rutilus septentrionalis
Lineage: Eukaryota; Metazoa; Arthropoda; Insecta; Diptera; Culicidae
Product: chaoptin-like
Exons: 2
Coding region: 36-1664 (542 amino acids)
Molecular function (GO): protein binding
Source: RefSeq, a predicted model, not a curated record